AUGUCGGUAGCUGCAAUACCUACAGAAAUCGAUGACUUAUCGGAAAUUGAGAAACGUUUUAUUUGUAGAGUAGUGCCAUUUCUUAAAAUAAUAAAAGUUCAGAAUCGUUUGAGCCAAGACUGGUGCAAAGGGCAGGCAAUUAUUUUUGCUCAGGAUGUAGUCGAGCUAGCGGAGCAACUUCCGCUUGAACCUAAUCAAACUGGAUUAGUGUUCGUAGUAGAAAGUCAUGAAAAUUUAGAACAUUCUAGGGAGUUUCAAAUAGAUGUAGGUAAACUUCAAUUAGCAUUGCAGUGGCUCCUAAUGAAUAAUGCACUCUAUAAAGAUUUUCGUGUAUAUUUUCCUACUGUGAUCGAUAUUUCUACGAUAACACAAAUUGCUGAUGAACCUGCACAUGGUCAUGAUAGUGAAGAACAAAUUGCUGAACGGUCAACUAUACCUACAAAUAACUAUACUGCCUUGAGUAACAAUGUAUCUAUAUUACAUGGUUCUUUUCAUCAGGACAAUGAACGAUUUAGUCCAGAGUCACGUGGUCGGCAAUACACAGGGAUCGCAACUGUUGCUAGUGUGGCAUUUUCUCUGAUCAAUCCUAAUAAUUCGUGCAAAAGCGACAUAGAUUACAUGUUAUUGGUAGGAGAUAAAUAUUAUAGAGACUGUAUUGCGGCUCGGGCUAACCCAAAUCCCGAAGAAGCACAUAUGGAAUAUUUGGCUGCAACUGAGCUUUUACCUAAUAUCACAUACAACAAUCGAAAAGUUGAUAUCAAUGUUCGUCAUGAAUCAGCCUUUAAUGGUCACGUAGAUAACGACAAUAGUGAAGAAGGAUUUCCCAAUUUGUUAAACGCUCUAAUAAAUUUGUUUAGGGAUCACAGUUAA
Molecule: messenger RNA, 870 nt
Organism: Parnassius mnemosyne (clouded apollo)
Lineage: Eukaryota; Metazoa; Arthropoda; Insecta; Lepidoptera; Papilionidae
Source: the annotation of a GenBank genome assembly